AUGGACUCAUGGGAUACAUUCAACCCCACCAAACCGACGCACCGAAAGCCCCGCCGUCACUCCACACACUCACACUCCCGUCACUUCUCCACCGAGCUCCUCGACGAGGAAGUUCUCCUCGCCAAAGUCGACCACUUCCUCUCUGAGCUCGAACGUCGCCUCGACUCCCUCGAAGCCUACGGCAAUCUCAAGCUCGACGAGGGUAUCAGCCGCGCCUACACCACGCUCCUCGCCGUGCGCCAUGGCUGCAGCAAGAUCAGCGGCGAGGGCCGUCGCCGUGCCCGCGUCAUCGUAGAAGUCCUCGAGUCCAGCUACCACGACGUCCUCGAAGCAAAGGACACCCUCCCCGCCAAGGUACACGCCGGUGUCCGCUUUCUCGAGGAGCUACUCGGAGACUUUGAGGCCCAGGCACAUGCAGGUGCGGACCGUGUCAUCGACGCUAAGGACAAGCUUGCGGAGAGCAUCGAGCGCGCAAUCAAGGCUGCGAGGGAGCGCCGUCUUAUCACUUAUGAGGAGCUGCCGUUCCCGUGGAGGGUCAACCCAUAUAUCCUGAGAGGCUACCGCUUCACAGAGACAAAGUUGGAGUGCGUCAAGAGCGCGUUUACACUGAGUAACGAGACAUGCAACAUCUGGACCCAUGGGCUGGGUUUUAUGCUUAUUUUGGCGAUUGCCUUUUACUUCUAUCCUACGUCGCAGAUCUUUAGUGACCAUACGACCGCCGAUAAGUUUAUUAACGGGUUGUUCUUCUUGGCGGCGGCAAAGGCACUAGCCUGCUCAACCAUCUGGCAUACGUUCUCGUCAAUUUCGCACCAGACAACGAUGGAGAGGUUUGCGUGUGUGGACUACAGCGGUAUCUCUAUGCUCAUUGCGGCGUCGAUCAUGACGACUGAGUAUACCGCUUUCUAUGUGCACCCUAUCAGCCGUAGCAUCUACAUGGGAAUUACCCUCGUCUUUGGCAUCGCCGGUGUUAUCCUGCCGUGGAACCCGGUGUUCAACAAAGCCGACAUGCGUGUCUGGAGAGUCAUUUUCUACUUGACGCUCGGAGCCACCGGCACAAUCCCGAUGUUCCAGCUGAUUUGGACAAGAGGAAUGAUGUGGACCAUGACCUUCUACCUGCCCAUUGUCAAAUCCAUUGCGGUAUACCUCUCUGGCGCAUUUAUCUACGCCAUGCAAGUCCCUGAGCGCUGGUACCCUGGGUUCUUCGACUGGUUCGGUGGCAGCCACAACAUCUGGCAUGUGUGCGUCCUUGGCGGCAUCCUCUUCCACUGGAACGCCAUGCAGGAGUUCUUCCAGAUUGCAUUUGAGAGUGUUGCACUCGUGCCUGUUUAG
This is a messenger RNA of Morchella importuna, 1329 nucleotides long. RefSeq lists its product as uncharacterized. The transcript is spliced from 3 exons. Gene Ontology annotation, cellular component: membrane. Gene Ontology annotation, molecular function: signaling receptor activity. The record is from RefSeq and is a predicted model, not a curated record. The coding region runs from base 1 to 1329 and encodes 442 amino acids. NCBI's taxonomy places the organism in Eukaryota, Fungi, Ascomycota, Pezizomycetes, Pezizales, Morchellaceae.